AUGGCGCCGCGAUACCACGUAUCAGCGAGCCGCGAGCUCCAUGUCGUGGUCCUCGGAGCAGGCGGCGUUGGCAAGAGCUGUCUCACAGCCCAAUUCGUCCACAACGAGUGGAUUGAAAGCUAUGAUCCCACCAUUGAGGAUUCGUACCGCACCCAGGUCCAAGUCGAUGGGCGCCAGGUCGUGCUGGAGAUCCUCGACACGGCGGGUACGGAGCAAUUUGUGGCCAUGAGAGACCUUUACAUGAAGACCGGCCAAGGCUUCCUCCUCGUCUUCAGCAUCACGUCCCCCUCAUCUCUGACGGAACUUGCCGGCCUACGGGAGGAAAUCAUUCGCAUCAAGGAUGACGAAAACGUCCCCAUGGUCAUCGUCGGCAACAAAGCGGACCUCGAAGAGGGGCGGGUCGUCCCUAGGGCCAAAGGCUUCUCCAUAUCUCAGAAGUGGGGAGCACCCUACUACGAGUCCAGCGCGAGGACACGAACCAAUGUGGAUGAGGUUUUCAUUGACCUGUGUCGCCAAAUGCUUCGCAAGGACGACGACUACAACAUCGGGCCCGAGGCUGAUGACGGGGGCUUCAAGUUUGAUGCCUUUCGCGGAUCGGGCAAGAAGCGGCGGCGCAUGCGAAUCCGCGACCACCACCACCAAAAAUGCGUCAUUUUGUGA
This is a messenger RNA of Purpureocillium takamizusanense, 660 nucleotides long. It is a transcript of the gene RSR1, whose product is annotated as Ras- protein rsr1. Gene Ontology annotation, cellular component: plasma membrane. The record is from RefSeq and is a predicted model, not a curated record. Gene Ontology annotation, molecular function: GDP binding; GTP binding; GTPase activity. The coding region runs from base 1 to 660 and encodes 219 amino acids. Gene Ontology annotation, biological process: signal transduction. NCBI's taxonomy places the organism in Eukaryota, Fungi, Ascomycota, Sordariomycetes, Hypocreales, Ophiocordycipitaceae. The transcript has 8 exons.